AUGUCGUGCUGCUUGUGUUGGUCGCCCCCCGGCUGCUUGCUGCCCGUGAAAUGGCUCGUCCUCUUCCUUUAUUUCUUGCGACAGCAAUUGCUGGCCCCUGAAGCCGACGUUGGUCCUCCAACACCCCGCCACCUUCCUAUUAUUGGCAUCAUGGGCUCGGGCACGUAUGGGCACGAAGAAUUGGCUGAGCCGCUGGGCCGGUGGCUGGCAGCGGCCGGUUUUCAUCUAUUGACUGGUGGAGGCCGAGGUGUCAUGGAGGCGGCCACACGGGCUUUCACCACAGUGCCCAAGCGCUCUGGCUUUGCAAUUGGUAUCAUUCCUUGCUCAGAGUACAAUAUUCUUGAGCCCAAGUCUGGCUACCCAAACGACUUUGUCGAGAUUCCCAUCAUGACGCACCUCCCGCCCGUGGAGGGUUCCCACAUGCUGAGCCGCAAUCACAUCAAUGCUCUCACGCCCGCCGUUGUCAUUGCCUUGCCCGGCUCAAGCGGUACGGCAUCUGAGGUCCAACAUUGUCGGGCUUACAACACUCCGGUCUGCAUCUACUCUCCUGAUGGCAUUGAGGCUGUUCCGGGCGUGGACCCGUCUACCGUGGUGCUCUGUCGCCCUCCAACCAGCUGCCUAAUCAUGAAAUCAACGCUCCUCCUUUUGCUUUACAUGUGUGUGUGUGUGUGUGUGUGUGUGUGUGUGUGUGUGUGUGUGUGUGUGUGUGUGUGUGUGUGUGUGUGUGUGUGUGUUGUCAGCAAAAGUGUUGGCGGGAAAAUCGAACUUGAUUUGUCGACAACCUAA
Monosiga brevicollis MX1 is the source of this 786-nucleotide messenger RNA. RefSeq lists its product as uncharacterized. The transcript is spliced from 6 exons. Lineage: Eukaryota; Choanoflagellata; Craspedida; Salpingoecidae. The record is from RefSeq and is a predicted model, not a curated record. The coding region runs from base 1 to 786 and encodes 261 amino acids.